AUGCAAGCUCGAAAACAAUUUGGGAUAAAAAAGGUCUGGUCUUCAAAUGGCUUUAUCGGCGUCAGGUUGCCUGAUGGUUCCCGCCAGUGUAUUCAAUGCAAUGAGGACCUCAACCAGCUGGUACGUGAAUAUAGCAAAGCAAGAUGUGACGAGAAACCUCAACCGGCGGUGGAAGAAACCAAGGUUUCAAGGGAGCCUGGAAACACGCGCAGCGAAGUACCACGAACUAGGCGUACGUGCCAAGAGGACGUUAAAAUGACCGAAAAUGUGCAUCAUGUAGAUGAAGUAGUUAUGGAACUACCAAGCACUUUUACGAGGCCACUGGGUACGCCCAGAAGUCUUACCAAGAGAUUGAAACAGCAGCAAAAUCCGUCGGAGAAGAGGUUGAUAAUUAUGUACGCUCUUCGUCAGAAAACAAGACAUCUUAAAAUAAAAGUGGCAAACCUGGAACAAAGUCUUGAAGAGUUGAAGGCAAUAGCUAUAAGUAACAUUACCAUUGAAGAGUCAAUAAAAGGUUCCAGCUCUAGUGAUGAAAGUAAGCAUUCUGAUGGGAUUGUACUACUUUCUAUGGGGGUAGAAGUAAACACACUUUCUGUUUUGGCAUCGACCGCAACAACGCCGGGUAUACCAUCAGGAGAAGAGACUGUUGAACCUCCGGAUAUGGCACCAAGGAAAAAUUACACUCAAGAACAAAUGGCAAAAGCCAUCGAAGAAGUCAGGCAAGGGCAAAAAAUUUCUGCUGCUGCGGUAAAGUAUGGCGUCCCGAGAAUAACAUUAUAUAAUAAAAUCAAUGGAAUAAGUCCAGUAGAGUGCAAUAUGGGCCCAGAUACUAUUCUCACAAAGGAAAUCGAAAUGAUAUUGGUUAAGUGGAUUUUAUACAUGGCCGAUAAUCAUUUUCCUAUUACAAAGGAUCAGCUGCUUGAUAGCGUUCAAAAAAUCAUUAUUGAGAAAGAUCAGGGUCUUUCGUGUCCUUUUACCAACAAACGGCCAGGAAAAAAAUGGUACAAAUCUUUCCUAAAACGACACCCGGAAAUUGCACAACGCACAGCUCAAAAUUUAACAAAAGCAAGAGGAGACGUCACAGAAGACGACCUCAAGGAGUGGUUUAAAACUAACACCGAUUAUUUAAAAAAUCGAGGAUUAUACGAUACAAUAAUGACUGAUCCUAGACGUAUUUUUAAUACAGAUGAGAGUGCCUUUUUCCUACAACCAAAACCUGGACGAGUACUAGUUCGAAAAGGGGAAAAAAAUGUUUAUAACAGCUCCGGCGACGAAAAAGAAAAUUUAACUGUAUUGAUAACCGCAAAUGCCGCGGGUGAUUUAGCUCCGCCGAUGAUAGUAUUCCCGUACGAGAGAAUACCAACGGUAAUUGCUAAUAGCGUCCCAACAGGAUGGGCAAUCGGAAAGUCCGACACUGGUUGGAUGUGCGCUAGAACCUUCUAUGAAUAUGUUUGUAAUGUUUUUAACCCGUGGUUGGAUAAAAACUACAUACCUAAACCAAUAGUAUUUUUUCUCGAUGGGCAUAGAUCACAUAUGACCCUGCACCUAUCUGAUUUCUGUAAGGAAAACGGAAUAGAAAUUAUAGCACUCUACCCCAAUUCGACGCAUUUGUUGCAACCAAUGGAUGUGGCUAUCUUUAGGCCUCUAAAAUUAUUCUGGAAAAACCAAGUUCGCAUAUGGAAAACUGAGAAUCCGGGAAAACGCCUAAAGAAAGAAAAUUUUGCUCAAAAUUUGGAAUCUGUUUUGGUAAAACUGUCCACAGACACGAUAAAAAACGGCUUUCGCAAAAGCGGACUGUAUCCGUUUGGACCGGAAUAUGUGGAUUUGUCUAAAAUAAGUGCGCAGAAUCGUACUGAACAGGAUGAAUCUAGUGUGAUUAAAAAUACACAGUUUAUGAAGACACUGGAAUCAGAAAUAAAAAGUAUAUUCUCACAUAAAAAACUGACAUUGUUUAAUAAACUGUAUUAUAAGCAGAGAGCUGAUGUUGAGAAUUUCCUACCGAAUGAGGAUCAAUCAUUAUAUAUUAUCUGGGCUAAGACUAAAAAUUUAUUGGGAGGCAAUGAACAACAAAACAUACUUGAACCAAACACACAAACGCAAGCCACUCAAGAUCAGACAACACAGGGACAGACCAGGCUAGAACAGUACAUUCAAAGAGAGAAUACACAAGUACCGACCAUACAAAGACUGAGCACACAAGGACAGAUGACGCCAGAACAGAAUACACAUGAAUUGAAUGCACAAAGAGAGCAUAAAGAGGAACAGAGUGCGGAAGUACAGGUCACAACAGAACAGAAUAUACAAGGACUAAAUGAAAAUGGACAGAAUAUACAAGUGAACACAGAAACUCAGAAUGCAAGAGAACAGAUCAUGCCAGAACAAAAUACACAAGCACCGAGUUUUAAUGUACAAGGAAAGAACAUAGAAGCACAGAAUGCGCAAGAACAGAUCACAAUAGAACAGAAUACGCAAACACAGAAUGAACAAGGACAGAAAAAAGAAAUAAUCGAUCAAGGACAAGGAAACAAUGAGCAAUCUUUUUCAACGGUAUAUGCUACACCACAUAAAUCUGUUAUAACGUUUUCGCCAGUGUCAUAUCCUUCAACCUCUGCAACAUUUCCAAAAGACGUGGUAAUCCCGUCACCUUUUAAACGUGUCUUAUUUUGGCCUGAACCUGAAACUAAGAAGCGACGUACCAAGGAACGUGUACCGUCAGCUAUAACUAACAAUGGUGAUAUGGAAGUUAAAUAUGCUGCAAGCAGUGACUCAGAGUAUGCUGAAAGUGGGAAAUCAGACUCUGAAAAUGAACCUUUAAGUAAAAUAGUUUCUAACAAGAAAACUUUGUGUACGAAGAAAAUUAAAGAUGUUACCAAUGGCUCCUACGUCAUUGUAAAAUAUGAGGGAGAAUAUUUUCCGGGUAGUAUAGAAAAAACAGAAGGAGAUUUAUACGAAAUAAGUACAAUGGUAUUAUGUGCAGGACACUCUUUCAGAUGGCCAGAUAAGCCCGAUAAGAUAUGGUAUAAGGCAGAAGAUGUUAUAGAGAAAAUUAAUGACCCUUUGCUUCUGAAUAAGCGUGGGUUCUAUAAAAUCAAAGAAAUGGAAAAAUAUUUACCGGAUAUUUACAGCAUUUAA
Messenger RNA from Parnassius apollo (apollo), 3132 nucleotides. NCBI's taxonomy places the organism in Eukaryota, Metazoa, Arthropoda, Insecta, Lepidoptera, Papilionidae. The record is from the annotation of a GenBank genome assembly.